This is a messenger RNA of Penicillium hordei, 1899 nucleotides long. Its product is annotated as FAD-dependent oxidoreductase. Lineage: Eukaryota; Fungi; Ascomycota; Eurotiomycetes; Eurotiales; Aspergillaceae. Gene Ontology annotation, molecular function: oxidoreductase activity; FAD binding. The record is from RefSeq and is a predicted model, not a curated record. Bases 1 to 1899 code for a protein of 632 amino acids. The transcript is spliced from 4 exons.
AUGGCCCCUUCGUUCAUGACGGGCAUUUUGAUCGGUGCUCUCCUACUAGUAACACCUGGAGAAGCCCUUGUCGGACAGGUUUCACCUGCCUCUAUAGCUGGUGCACCGCUAUUUGACAGCGAAAAGCUCCAAUUGACAGAUCGUGACAUUGCGAAGCUCAGCCCUAACCAGUCAGCCCUGGUUAAAUUUGGGAGUCAUGGCGCUUAUAAGCCCACGCGCCCUACAAGAAAAUGCAAGGUUUUCCCUGGUGACCACCAAUGGCCAUCGCAGUCUGCAUGGUCGGCCUUGGAUAACCUCCUAGGCGGUGCGCUCAUUAAGACAGUGCCCCUGGCAGCGUCUUGCUAUUCUUCAUGGCCGGAAUACGACAGCGAGGAGUGCGCAAGAAUCAGCUCGCAGUGGACCGAUUCUCAUCUUCAUGCUGCGGACCCGGCAUCGGCAAUGUGGCCAUUGUUUGAGGGAAGAAGCUGCCUGCCCACUACCAAUUCCUCUGCAUCUUGCACGGUGGGUGGCUACAGCAGCUAUGCUGUGAAUGUCAGCAAUGUGGCUCAGAUCCAGCUUGCUGUCAACUUUGCACGCAAUGCAGACAUCCGUCUGGUCGUUAAGAACACCGGCCAUGACUUCAAUGGAAAAUCAACCGGUGCUGGUGCUUUGGGUAUUUGGACCCACAAUCUCAAGGAAUUUGAAUACUAUGAGAAAUAUUGUGGUUCGGGCUACCAGGGCCCAGCUGUUAAGAUUGGGUCAGGUGUGCAGGCCUUUGAGGUCUAUGAAAAGGGCCAGGAACUUGGAUUCACUGCUAUUGGUGGUGAAGGCAAGACUGUCGGUGUUGCCGGUGGCUACGUUCUCGGCGGCGGCCACUCACCCAUGUCCAGCGUGUACGGCUUGGCUGCCGACCAAGUUUUGGCUCUUGAGGUCGUACUGGCCAAUGGACGCUUCGUCACAGUGACCGAAGAAAGUGACAGCGAUCUAUUCUGGGCUCUGCGUGGUGGCGGCGGUGGAACCUACGGAGUUGUCACUUCGCUGAUCUCUCGUGUGUACCCCAAAGUCGGUGUGACCGUCUCGACAUUCAACUUCUCUACUAGCAAGAAUGUCUCUGUGGAAACCUUCUGGGCUGGCGUCCGAUCAUACUUGUCGCGUUUCCCAGCCCACGCCGACGCUGGUACCUACGCCUACUUUUGGGUGUUGCCGACAGGCCCUGGCGCCUUCACCUUCAUGAUGAACCCCUUCUUCGCUGUCAAUCACACUGUGGACGAGUUUAAUGCUCUAGUCAAGCCGUGGUAUGAUGACCUCCAUGAUCUGGGCAUCUCAUUCCAACCAAACACAACCUACUACGACAACUUCCACGACGCCUGGAACGCCGGAUUCCCCCUCGAAAUAGUCGCCUCAUCGACCAUGAUGACCGGCUCUCGCCUCUUCCCACGCGCAAAUUGGGAAACCCCCACCUUACUAAAUGCGACCUUCAAUGCCCUGCGUGCCACAAUCACUGACGGCUUCGCAUUGCUCGCAUUCAACAUGAAAGCCGAGCUGCAGGAGGGCUUCACUCCGAACUCGGCAAACCCGGCGUUCCGCCAGACUCUGAUGCACGCCAUCACAUCCACAUCCUGGACGAAUACCACCUCCAAUGCCGAUAUUAAAGUCAAGAUGAAUGGCCUCACCAAGGUUGUCGGCAAGUGGCGUGCUGUCUGCCCUGACUCUGGCGCGUACAUGUCCGAGUCGGAUAUCCAGGAGCCGCACUUCCAGCAGGCUUUCUAUGGUACCAAUUACGACCGCUUGUAUAGCCUGAAGCAACGGUAUGACCCUACUGGCCUAUUUUAUGCGCCUACUGGUGUUGGAAGUGAGGAUUGGGUUGUGAAGAGCCUUGACGGUCUUCCGGAUCAGAAUGGUCGGCUGUGCCGUGUUUGA